GCCACGCAUAGCAGACGCCUUCCAACUCGUUCCGCUUAUUUGUUUUACCUUGAGUACAACCCGGCACGCCCACGAGACCGAGCCUACGCCCAUACCAAGCGGCGUAAUUCGACAUCUAAGGCGUCAUUCGCUACACUUGCAGUGUGAUAGACCGGCGUUUAGGCGUACGUUACCGGCUACAUUUCGUCUGAGAUCGCCGCGAGAGCCAAGUGCCAUCUCCUGUGCAGCCGCGUGGUCUUGCCAACUUCUGGCAUCCGUCUAAAACUAUGGAGGACAACGUGAGGCACAUCGUCGAGCAAGCCGAGGUAACCGGCGGCCUGCACUACAAGAACCCGCCGGUUCCCUAUGCCUGUCCUCUACCCGUCAGCCCUACCGUUGGGUCGCAAAUCUACAUACAAGGACUGGUACCUGAGGUAUCCGUACGUCCCGAGGAGGAAGUCCAGUCGUUUUCCGUUAACUUUCAGAGAGGAACUGGGGAGGCAGAUCCCAUACAGUUCCAUUUUAACCCGCGCUUUGAACCGGAGGGACCGGUUGUUGUCCUCAACAGCCGCCAGGGCAAAUCGUGGGGUAGUGAGGAACGUGCGAGCCCAUCACCUUUCGCCAAGGGACGACCCUUUGUACUCGUCAUCACUGCCGUCGGCCAGGGCUAUGAACUGGCGGUUAAUGGGCUUCCUUUCACGACGUUCGAUUAUCGACAAGGACUGGCUCUUGCCGAUAUCACUCACCUCUGCAUACACGGGGACGUCAUCCUCCGUUCUAUCCACGUACCUGUUCCGGAGAUGCCAAAGUGCCUACGCUGCCCUCUACCAGAACCGGCUAAGGUUGGAGACGUUUUCACACUUAGAGGGCAGGUAUCGCCGUGGGCCGAGAAAUUUGUACUGAACCUGGCCGCGGGCCCGACCACCGAGGACGACCUGGCGCUGCACCUGAACCCCCGGUUCGGCGAGUCCGCCCUGGUGCGCAACUGCCGGCGCGGCGGCAAGUGGGGCGAGGAGGAGCGAGAGGGCGAGUUCCCGCUCGCGCCGGGACGCGCCUUCGAGCUCCGCGUCGACGCGCUCGAGGACGCGUUCCGCGUCUCCGUCGACGGCAACCACGUGUGCGACUUCGGAUACCGCAUGCCGCUCAAGAAGAUCACGUACCUCUUCGCCGAGGGCGACCUGGUCGUCGACGACGUGCGCAUCGAGAUGGACGACGUCGAGAAGCUGCGAGAACUGGCGGACAACUGGUCGUUGUACAUGCCCCCGGAACCUCCCAAGCAAGUCUUGGAAGUGGGUGACAUGGUGCCGGAGCUGAUGUCAGAGGCCCAGGUUUACUAUGAGCCGAAAAUGCAGCUGGAUACACCGGCGAAGCCGGUGUGCCAGCGACUGCCCGAAGUGAUGGCUCCGGGCCGCGUGGUCAUCAUCUCCGGCGUGGUGGAACCGAAACCUUACAGGUUCCACGUGAACCUGCAGACCGACGUGGGCGACACCGCGGACAUGGGGCUGCACCUGAACCCCCGCUUCGACACCUCACCGCGGAGCGUGGUCCUCAACUCCCGAGACCACGACCAGUGGCAGCAGGAGGUGCAGGUCGCCGGCGACAAGUUCCCCUUCUCCGAGGGGUCGCCCUUCGAGAUCCAGGUUCACUGCAAGGAGGACAAGUUCCGGGUGCUGGUCAACGGCUGCUACCUGGCCGACUUCCCGCACCGUCUCGACUGUUCGCGCAUCGACUACGUCUGCGUCGACGGCUCGCUCAUCGUCGACCGCAUCGUCUUCGCUUGAACAUGGACUGCGCACGGCCUACACGCGGCUUAUAUGCGCGAAUAUUCGCAACUGACACCACGUUGGCCAAUGUAGUAGUACACAGGCACAGCGUUCGUAAAGCCUUCUUGGGCGUCGUAGGGGGCGCUGUCGUAGGAAGCAACUUAGCUACGUCUUAACGAGCGCAAGCGAACUGCCUGGCUUCAACUGGCUCGCAUUGGAGGUACUUACAGGGUUAGGUAACGAUGUCGCUUGACAAAAGUUCACAGGGCUUUACGAAAGUUUGAGCAGUUGUCGUUAAAAUCAAACGCGUCGCAGAGAACAUCAGCAUAAAUUCUAUAACGGAGUGUGCAGCAAAGUGCCUUCCUUUAACUUGGAUGUACAAUGGAAUGGGGUAGCAAGGACAGUAGCUCUCAUUACUAGGCAGCGCAUUUAAGCAUUGAGGCAUAGGGGUCGCUACGUGAGUCCUACUAGAUGUCCCAGGAUCGAGCUUAGUUGGCCUGCAAAUUUUUGCCGACGCCUGUACGUGCGUCGCUGAUUUCUCGGACGCAUUUUUAACAGUAAUGGCAAACCGAAGGAAAUUCGUGCACGAAUACCCCUUGGCAGCUAAUAAUAGGUAUGAAAUUAGGGGUUUAAAUUGUCGCCAAAUGAACUGCGGUGGUUUAGCAUCACGGACGUUCGCAAUUCCAUUUUUUUUUUUCACGGGAACUGCUGAAACUGCGGCAACGUUGUGUUUGGAACGAAUAUUCGCGCAAUCCAGCCAAUAACUUAAGAGGUACGAGCUGCUAUAGCUUUAGCUUGAACAUUGUUACGCUCUCAUUUCCAAGGAAAACAAAAUACAAAAAAAGAUGCAUGAUCUACUGCACUGUCCUAGAUGCCAUAACUCUGUAAUGCAUCAGAGCAUGCCGUACGGUUGUUUGUUUGCACCGUUAAUAAUGCUCGACAUUGUCGUGGUACGCUAUAUGCGGUAUUCUGGUGUGUCUACGUGAAUGAGUAGGGAUGCAGUGUUACACAGCCACAUCGUGCGAAUAAUAUCACGCUUUCUUCACGAAAGAUAUGUUAAACAGUGUGGACGUUUUUGAACCUCAUCAUAUGCAGACGUUCCAAAAUGUAUGCGUCCCAUAAAUAAGCAGCGGUUUUAUUGUGUCUUGCGGCUUAUUUGCAUAAUUUGCACGCGGCUCGCGGUAAGGGUUGUUGUAGUGACGUAGCUCGCUAGUUGUAUAGCGUGAAACUAGUUUUGGUGAAAAACACGUUAUGCAAAUGUUUUGCUAAUGCGACAUUUUUUUAGCGUGCACUUGCGUACUUACAGCAAGAUAUAGCAUAACCGCAGCCUACUUCACGUCAACCAUUGUUUUCUAUUCACAUGGAGGGAACGUUUCUGGUGCAGCCUUCAGAUCGGAAUAUCAUUAUUAGUGAUCGCGUUUCUCUACGCGUUAUUGUACGCGGAAGCAACGCGUAAGUGCCUCGUGCGUCGAGAUUAACAUAAAGCCGAUUCGGUUUAUGUAUAUGUAAAAAAGUGCAAUAAAAAUAUUUUUUGCUCGUUUCAGAAAA
Dermacentor albipictus is the source of this 3290-nucleotide messenger RNA. RefSeq names its product galectin-6-like. Gene Ontology annotation, molecular function: carbohydrate binding. The record is from RefSeq and is a predicted model, not a curated record. NCBI's taxonomy places the organism in Eukaryota, Metazoa, Arthropoda, Arachnida, Ixodida, Ixodidae.